GUAGAACCAUCGUUACGGCGUAGACGCGCUACGCGUCGCGACCGGGUGCAAACUUAGUUCGUUCGUGUAUUUGGGCCACAGCCAUGAAGACUGGCUACCGCAACCUGCUGGCGAUGACGGUGAUGUGCCUGAUGAUGGGCGCCGCCGCCAAUCCGGCCCGGAGGUCGCAGGACAUCGAGGCCAGGCGUCGGAGUGCGGUGGACCGGAGUCUGAUCAGGUUCGGCAGAUCGUACCCGGCAGAACCAUCCGCGGCAGACAUCCGAGAGCUACUGCAACGUCCCGUACGACGAGGCACCAGCUUCCUACGCCUCGGCAGAUCUCAACCCUUAACCAUGAAUUCUGACGACCUUAUAUCCCUCUUAAGGUCUUACGAGGAAUACGAAGAACCAGCCAAGAGGGGAACCACCUUCAUGAGACUCGGAAGAAGCCCGCAGUUCAUGAGGCUGGGCAGGUCUGGUGAGAAGCCUGAAGAAACUGGUGUGUACCAUGAAAGGAAAAGCAGGGCUCGAGACCAGUUCUUGAGGCUUGGGAGGGACAGCGAGGAAUUUAACGAGGUUGAUGAGGAAGAUGAGGAGAGCAGAAAGAAGAGGGACGCAUGCCAAGAGUGUCAGGCGUAAUCGUGUUGUGGUUCAUGGCUUGAGAUUUCUUGCACUAAUUGUUUUACAUUUUAAUUUUCUUAAUCUGAAAUAGGUAAUGGAGUAAAAAAAUAAGGUAACUUAAAAUAAAUUAUGGGUCCAUUCUGCUGGUCCAUUAUCUGCAAUUUACAUACCUAGUUUUUUAUGUACGAAUAAAUAUUUAAAUGUAAAAAUGACUUGGCUACACCUACCAAAUGAGCCCAAUUUUAAAUUAUUAUUACUUACCGUUCUAUCGUCUGUUCUGUAAAAUUUGUGCUACUGUAAGAUUUUGCGUGAAAUUUCAAGCCAUCAUGUCUCUUACCAACAUCCUAAUGGUUGUCUAAGAAAAUGAAUUUCCCUGGCUAUUCGAUGUUUUAAGACGCUAUGGUGCAUUGAUGUAACAAAUUUUGAAAACCUAAUACGUAUUUUUAAACAAUUAAACACUAUUUACAUGUAACUAUGAUAUUAUUGUAUAUUUAGGUUAACGUUUCUAAAAUAGAUACCUAAAGGUAGUUUUUGUGAUCUCAACUUUGCAUUUGAAAAUUUAUAAAGUACCUAAAGCAUAAUGCGCUUAUAUAUUAUAUAUUAAAUUCUUUAUAACUAUACUUACCCGCAGUAUUACAUUGUAUUCGUAUUCUUUCUAAAAUAAAUAUACAAUGUGUAUUUUUGAUAUAACUGCAAACUUAAACUAGACGUAGGUUUUAGUGCAAUAAAAAAAUUCUGAUAGAUUUUUUAAUUUAGCAUUUUUGAAAACUUUUGGAGCGGCAGUGUAUUUCGUAUAUUAUAGUCGUUUUGAGAGUUGUGACGUCGCGACAUUAAAUGCCACGUUUUGAGUUAAAACAAAGUAGUGGUACAUUGCUUACUGAAUUAUUUUAUAUGGAAAAAAAAGUCGUCUGUUAUUUUAUAAAACCUAUGAAAGUGUGUCCAUUAAAGCGUAAACUACCGGUUAUGCGGUUUUAUUAAAAAUACAUGCUUUAUAUUUGCUAUGAAAUAAAUCUCUCUUAUUUGAAACUAUAUUUGCAACAGUAUAAUUACUAAUUUAACUGAAAAACGAGCAUUUCAGAAAAGUGUUGAUUACGUUUCUUAUAUUUUUAACACUUCUGAUAAAGCUAAGAGGCCGAUAAUUGGCGUGAUAACAUUUGAUGACUUAGUUGUAAAUUUAACGGUAUAUGUAUGUAUAAUACAGAUUUCUGCAGUUUAUUAAGGUAACUGUCAUACAUUUCACGUUCCCGACAAAGUAUACCUUUUGUGAAAGCCCCAAAACAUGGAUUAAGCAAUUUUUAAAUAUAGACUGUUAUAAUGUUUUUAGUAUCUGAAAGUAUCUAAAACUAAAAAUAAGGCUGGGCAAAUUUUAGUUCUAGAUAUUUUCCCAAUAGAUUAACUUAUAAAUACUAAAUGUAUAAUUCAAAACAAGAAUGUUAAUUACUUAGAUAAUGAACAAAAUGCAGACUUUAUUAUAUGAUUAAUUGUUGUAAAACUAAAUAAAUGCAAUGAAAGUGUAAAGUAA
Messenger RNA from Cydia pomonella (codling moth), 2121 nucleotides. It is a transcript of the gene Fa, whose product is annotated as FMRFamide-related peptides-like. The coding region runs from base 84 to 617 and encodes 177 amino acids. The transcript is spliced from 3 exons. The record is from RefSeq and is a predicted model, not a curated record. Lineage: Eukaryota; Metazoa; Arthropoda; Insecta; Lepidoptera; Tortricidae.